Messenger RNA from Alternaria burnsii, 1734 nucleotides. Its product is annotated as glycoside hydrolase family 32 protein. Lineage: Eukaryota; Fungi; Ascomycota; Dothideomycetes; Pleosporales; Pleosporaceae. Gene Ontology annotation, cellular component: fungal-type vacuole. The transcript is spliced from 2 exons. The record is from RefSeq and is a predicted model, not a curated record. Bases 1 to 1734 code for a protein of 577 amino acids. Gene Ontology annotation, biological process: sucrose catabolic process. Gene Ontology annotation, molecular function: sucrose alpha-glucosidase activity.
AUGCCUUCCCAUCUCUCCGUCCUCGCAGCCAUCGGCGGCCUGCUCACGUUUGGGCAUGCACAGGUAUCUUCCAACACAACGGCAUCGGCUACGAGCACAUCGACAUACUCGCAAUCCGAUGUGCCGACGGGAACACCAUUGCCGGGCGACUAUGAUGAGCCACUCCGACCUCAAGUUCACUACAGCCCACCCGUAGGGUUCAUGAAUGAUCCUAAUGGCAUGUAUGUUGAUGAAGAUGGUGUGUACCACUUGUAUUAUCAGUACAACCCUACCGCAAACGUUGCGGGCAACCAGCACUGGGGUCAUGCUACUAGCGAAGACCUCUAUACAUGGACCAACCAGCCUAUUGCUCUCUUCCCUGGCGGCCCCACAGAAGGAGUUUUUUCGGGAUCAGCUGUCAUCGAUUCGAAUAACACUAGCGGUUUCUUCCCAAACCAGACCAACGGCGUGGUCGCAAUCUACACCAUCAAUGUUCCAGAGAACCAGACUCAGCACAUUGCCUACUCGUAUGACAACGGCUACUCCUUCACCAAAUAUGAGAAUAACCCUGUCAUCGUACCCGGUGGCACCAACCCCACCCAAUUCCGUGACCCAAAGGUGAUCUGGUAUGAGCCCACCGAGAGUUGGGUCAUGGUUGUGGCGUACCCCGUCGACUUCGAGGUCGGCAUUUUUACCAGUCCCAAUCUCAUCGACUGGACGCCUACGUCAAACUUUUCCCACUACGGUAUCACUGGUCUGCAGUACGAGUGCCCGAACAUGGUCGAGAUGCGCGUGGAGAACUCCACCGACAGUGACGAAUCCAAAUACGUUAUGCUUAUCUCAAUCAAUCCGGGCGCACCGCUCGGUGGAUCUAUCACAGAGUACUUUGUUGGAACAUUCAACGGCACGCAUUUCGAAGCCGACGAUGCGCGCACUAGGCUCACGGAUUUCGCAAAGGAUAACUAUGCUGGACAGUUCUUCUAUGGUAUUCCUACCGAGGAAGACCAGAUUACGCUUAACUGGGCGAGCAACUGGCAAUACACCAACGUUGUGCCCACUGCUGGGGAGGCUGUAGGUGAUGGUUUCAGAAGUGUAAUGACGGUGCCAAGAGGCCACUACCUAAAGGAUCUGCCUCGCCAGGGUCUGUCGCUGAUCUCGUACCCGUCAAACAUCAUGUCUAUCGUCGAUUCGGAGUUGGCUUCCAACGACUCCCUUGGUAACGGUACUGUCUUUGUUGACUACUCCACCGUUGAGUCAGGCGCGCUCUACUUUGAAGCCAACGUUACCGGUAUCACUGGUGGUCCUUCCCUUGCCGGGUCCAUCAGCUUCAUCUUCCAGUCUUCCGUAUCGGGCGAGUCAAUCUCAGGUGGCACCUUUAUCUCGUCUGGCGACGUGUGGCUAGACCGCGGAAAGACUGACGCUUUCCAAAGCCCUUACUUUACCGACAAGUUCACUGCUACAGGUCUUUACAACGAGAAUGAUGGCUCCUGGAGGAUCUCUGGCAUUGUCGACAGGAGCAUUAUCGAGAUCUUCCUGAACGGUGGCGAACUCAGUGCGACUUCCGUCUUCUUCCCUACGCAGCCUCUUGACACGAUGAUGUUGAGGGUUUCGGGUUUGAACGAGACAGUGACGGCCAGUGUAGGUGUCUGGGGACUCCAGGCUGCUUGGCUAAAUCAGGCAGAUGAAAAUGGUAUUGUUGCUGGCAAUAAUACUGAAAGUGGUAACUCAACUGUGGGAGCUGCAAAGCUUCUCUAG